GCGGAGAAUCCACAAUCACAAUAUUUCAAUUCAAUUUCUAGCUUCCAUUUCCAGCACCAUCUUCAUUUUCAGGGGCAAACUCCCGCUGCAAUUCCUCAAAUUUCACCAACCAAAUUAGGGUUCUUCCAAUUCCUCCAUUUCUUUAUGGUAAUCGCGAUUUUCAUCAUCUCUUAAUGGGUAAAGGAGGCGGAUGUUUCCCUAGCAAAAACAGAGUACCGGCUGUCGUUGAAUCGGAUCCAGAUCCUACUCCAAAUCCGGUAAGUGAUGAUGAUGGUGUUUCAAUUCCGAUUGAAACGGUAAAUCAGAUGAUCGAAUUCAGGAAACUCAGAAUUUUCAUAGUGUUUUAUUCGAUGUAUGGGCAUGUUGAGAGUCUCGCGAGGAAUAUUAAGAAAGGAGUAGAGGAAGUUGAUGGAGUAGAAGGUGUUCUAUAUAGGGUUUCUGAAACGCUGUCACCUGAGACUCUGUCGGCGAUGAAGGUACCGCCGAAAGGAGACGAUAUUCCGGAGAUAUCUGCGGAGGAAUUGGUGGAGGCCGACGGGUUGUUAUUUGGGUUUCCGACGAGGUACGGAAGUAUGUCGGCUCAAAUGAAGGCGUUUUUUGAUUCAACAGGAAGUUUGUGGAGGGAGCAGAAGCUCGCCGGAGUUCCGGCCGGAUUUUUUGUCAGCACCGGCACACAAGGAGGCGGUCAAGAAACCACCGCAUGGACGGCAAUUACACAAUUGGCGCACCAUGGGAUGUUAUACGUACCAAUCGGAUACACAUUUGGAGCCGGAAUGUUCAAAAUGGACUCGAUCCGAGGAGGUUCUCCGUAUGGAGCAGGUGUAUUUUCAGGAGACGGAACAAGGGAACCGAGCGAAAGGGAACUUGAACUGGCCCAACAUCAAGGUAGGUACAUGGCCUUGAUCGUCAAAAGGUUUCAACCUGACUCGCAACAUUAAUUGGAAUUGAUAAAUAUAAAGUCAGAUACAUCUUUCAAUACACAAGGUACAAGAUUAUUACGAUUAAUUUUUGUAUGGUUGAUUUGAAAGAAUGGGGUUUUGAGGUAAAUUCCAUUUUAAUUUCCAUUUGGUCUUCACACCGAUUUGUUGAUUGUAUGGAUGUUUAUAAGAGCAGAUAUUGAUAUGGCAGUUGUAUUAUGUAAUUAUAUUAUGAUUGAUGAAA
This is a messenger RNA of Cynara cardunculus var. scolymus (artichoke), 1161 nucleotides long. RefSeq names its product probable NAD(P)H dehydrogenase (quinone) FQR1-like 2. The coding region runs from base 174 to 938 and encodes 254 amino acids. The transcript has 2 exons. Gene Ontology annotation, molecular function: NAD(P)H dehydrogenase (quinone) activity; FMN binding. The record is from RefSeq and is a predicted model, not a curated record. Lineage: Eukaryota; Viridiplantae; Streptophyta; Magnoliopsida; Asterales; Asteraceae.